Argentina anserina (silverweed cinquefoil) is the source of this 1080-nucleotide messenger RNA. Its product is annotated as protein FAR1-RELATED SEQUENCE 5-like. Gene Ontology annotation, biological process: regulation of DNA-templated transcription. The record is from RefSeq and is a predicted model, not a curated record. Bases 1 to 1080 code for a protein of 359 amino acids. The transcript is spliced from 2 exons. Lineage: Eukaryota; Viridiplantae; Streptophyta; Magnoliopsida; Rosales; Rosaceae.
AUGGAGUUCUUUGAAGAGCUAGAGAACGAGAUAGAUGACGGUGGUUUACGAUUCAGCGAGAGAUGUUACUCGACUUCAGAGGAAUUGCAGUUUGGUGACAGUGUUAAUUGGAACGUUGUUGAUGAGGCGAAAAUUGUUGGACAUGGUGGUUGUAAUGGGAGGGGAAUUGGUUUGAAUGGAAUAUAUAUCAGUGACAGCAGCGGUGAAAAUGAAAAUGAAAUUGGUAGGAUGGUCCGGGAGUUGAUAGAGAAACCCGGAGAAGACAAUUAUUUGGAAGAACUACGUCCAGAUAAACACAAUAGCGAGUGGAUUAAUCAUUUGAAGGGGAAGGAUUUGACGAAGGUAUUUGGGAAGAAGAAGAGAAAAUGCAUUAAAAGGGGACAAAAAUACAGUGGGAGAGAUUGUAAAACCCAUUUGAACAUAAAGUAUGAUAAAGGCAGCGGAAAGUACGUUGUACUGUCGUUUGAACCCGCUCACAACCAUGGACUGGCCGAGGUUCACGAGAGGCAUCUGUUGCGGUCGAAUAGGUAUGUUGAUAGGCAGGACAUAGAGGAGGUGAAAGCGCUACUGUCGGCUAAUGUGUCUAUAAGCGGUGCUUUUGAUUUUAUGGUGAGGGAAAUGGGUGACUCAACAUUUGUAGGAUUUAGUCAGAAGGAUUUGUAUAACGCAUUUCAAAGAGAGAAAAGACGAACUGCAGUACUUGGGGAUGCUGAAACUGUAAUCAAUUGGCUGCGUAUGAAAGGCGCAGAGGAAGAACACCUUUUCUCUAGAUUUUGUAGGGAUGAAGAAGGAAGGUUGACUCGUCUAUUCUGGAGGGAUCAUGUAUCUCUAGUGGACUACUGUAAUUUUGGCGAUGUGUUAGUAUUGGACAGCUCAUACAAAACCAAUGUAUAUGGGAUGCCUUUGUUGGUGUUUGUGGGUGCUAACAACCACUGUGCUAGUGUUGUCUUUGGAUGUGCUCUGUUGGCUGAUGAGAGGGAAGAAAUUUUUUGCCGGGCCAUUCAAACAUUCUUACAGUCAAUGGAAGGAGUUGAUAUGCUGAAAUCAGUUGUAACUGAUGGGGACGAAUCAAUGCCGUAG